UUCUUCGAAAAUGAUACUACGUAUUGAAUGUUCCACUUUAAAAUACUGAUCUAGGUCAGUAGGUCAGGCGGAUUAGGUGCGAAUUACACGAAAUACAUAUGUAAACGUUGCAUUUGUUAGGCAAUUUCUUGCAUGAAAGAUAGCAUUUGGUGAUUGAUUUUUUUCAGUCUUUACAUUCCUUAUAUAUUUUUUUGCCUUAUUUUAGGCUACCUACUUUGUCUCUCUUAGAUAUUGAAUCUGUCUUUCUUUCUCCAUUUCUUGUUCUGUUUUCUGUAAUUAAUUAAAUAAUUAUACUUUAAAUUUGCAUAUUAGCAUCAGGAUUACUCAAUUUAACUAAUGGCAUACCAUUAUUAACCUGUCAUUCGACAGAGUCGAUUCUGGCCAUACACCGGCAAUACAGAAAUUUACGUUCUUCAAAAUGCUUACAAUUGCAUUUCCUCCAUGCCAAACAAACUGCUAAUACACCAGUCUUAAUUCAUGUUUACAAACUGAUAGUUCAGUUUCAUUUGUUUCAAGAGAGUGUCGCAUAGCAACAGCACUAAUGUCGAUAACAAUUGACAGUAUAUCAUGCACUUAAUAGAUGUUUUCAUUAACAUAAAUGUUAGGUAUUUUCGCGGCAACUGUUUCGAAUAUUUCAUCAUUCUUUACUGUUACUUAGUGAUUCCUUAUCUAGUGUAUAUUAGCUGGUGAUAACUGCAAGUGUCAAUUGAUUUCGACUUUAAUAUUCAUCUGUAUAAGGUCGUGAAUGUGUUAUCGUUUACGUAUUUUAGCUUUUGAUAAGGAUGGUCACCCCAAUAAAAGUAUAUACAUUAGCGCGUGCCGAGAUUUUUAAAUAUUUACACGACGAGAACAAACAAAGCAAAAUAUAGCGAAGAAAAGGUAAAUAAUCGUGAUUUGAAAAGGACGGAUGGAAGAAAAACACAUCGAAAUGAAAUGAGACACUAAGAAGAAAUGUCGAAACAAAAUCAGCGGACUCCUUUAAAGUCCAGACAAUUUUCAAAUGCUUGGAUAAACUAAUACAGAGCAUUUCCUUGACUGCCCUUAGAAAAGUACCAGAUCGAUCGUAGCAAGCCUGUGCCAGCAAGCACCAUGCAUGCAUCGAUUAGCUCAUUAGGUUCCAGCUCAACCAUUGGCUUGGAGAAGAAGACUAAAAUAAAACUGAAUAUCACUGCAUAAAGUAACCAUGCUAAAAGAGAUGACAUCGUUAAUACUGAAGCACACGGUGGCGACUCGUAAUCACCUGACUCCAGAACUGGUGCUGCGGCUGAUAACCCCCGCUUGCCCUCUGUGGAGAGCCACGGAGGCGGAGGUGCCCUUCAAGGACCCUUUCUGGGCCUUCUACUGGCCUGGGGGACAGGCUACUGCCAGAUACAUUUUAGACAAUGGUGCGGUAGUUGAAAAUAGAAAAGUUCUUGAUGUGGGCUGCGGCUGCGGCGCUGGAAGCAUAGCAGCAGUUAAAAUGAAGGCUAAACGUGUGUUGGCCAACGACAUUGACACCUACGCAGCAACUGCAACCAACAUCAAUGCAGGACUUAAUGACGUCACUUUUGAAACAAGUACUGAAAACCUGAUUGGUGAUCCCUGCAAAGAAUUUGAUACGAUUCUGAUAGGUGAUAUGUUUUACGAUGAAGAAUUCGCAAAUUUGUUGUUUGAAUGGCUUCAUACAUUAAAUGGAGUUGGAAAAACUAUACUAAUAGGCGACCCGGGCCGGCACGGUCUGACGGACCGCCGCCGCCAACAGAUGUCGCUAGUGGCGCGAUACGAAUUGCCGCUACACAGCUGUAUGGAAAACCAUGGAUUCACACAUUCUACUGUAUGGACUAUUAAUAAAUGAUUCGAGAAGAUUAGUUUUAUUACAGUUAUAUUGUAUUUGUUUUUAUAGGAAGUGAGUAUGAUUUUUUAUUAAAUGAUGCAACGGUUUACUUAUGCGUAUUUAUCAGGAUCGUCCGACUAGUUUCGGACCCAACAAGAGCCCUUUUUGAUCAUAAUUAAGGAAUGCCAUCAUUAUCAUCAUCAAUCAUUUAAUAAGAAGUAUUUUGGUUGGUUGGUUUGUUUUACGUAUAAAGCUGUAGUCUGUACACAAAGAUUUCUUAUCCGAUUUACGCUAUCCUUUGUUCAAUUUCUAUUUUAUUCUAAA
This is a messenger RNA of Trichoplusia ni (cabbage looper), 2137 nucleotides long. Its product is annotated as electron transfer flavoprotein beta subunit lysine methyltransferase-like. Gene Ontology annotation, cellular component: mitochondrial matrix. The transcript is spliced from 5 exons. Lineage: Eukaryota; Metazoa; Arthropoda; Insecta; Lepidoptera; Noctuidae. The record is from RefSeq and is a predicted model, not a curated record. Gene Ontology annotation, molecular function: protein-lysine N-methyltransferase activity. The coding region runs from base 1184 to 1834 and encodes 216 amino acids. Gene Ontology annotation, biological process: peptidyl-lysine trimethylation.